AUGGGGGAAAAUGUGGUGCCAGAGAUCGAAACUGUGUCAGACAUGUGUAAGACAUGUCUGCAGUUUGUUAAUGUUAAAGAUCCUUACCUGUAGUAUAUAGAUGAAGACAUUUUCUAUCAUUUGGAUUUGGUAACAAAAACACACAAUUUACCAGCAAUGUUUGGGGAUGGACCUUUCCCUGUCCAGAUCUUCUGCCCAAUGCUGCCCACACAUCAGUCAGGGGCUGCACUGAGGUUUGUUGUAAUAACAGACACAGCUGUGGAUUUCUUCUCUGAACUCUGGUUUCAAUAGGUCACCUUAGACAACAUCAUCACAUGAAGUAUUGAACUUGACCAGGAACUAGCUGAGGAAUUAUUUUAAUGCAGCAAAGAAAAUCCCAACUUGGCAAGCUUCACUGGACAUAUAAUGUGUACUUAUGACUUUUGUGAAGGUGAAAAAUAA
Molecule: messenger RNA, 441 nt
Organism: Sorex fumeus (smoky shrew)
Lineage: Eukaryota; Metazoa; Chordata; Mammalia; Eulipotyphla; Soricidae
Gene: UPP2
Product: uridine phosphorylase 2
Exons: 4
Biological process (GO): uridine catabolic process
Cellular component (GO): cytosol
Molecular function (GO): uridine phosphorylase activity
Source: RefSeq, a predicted model, not a curated record